Molecule: messenger RNA, 2393 nt
Organism: Stomoxys calcitrans (stable fly)
Lineage: Eukaryota; Metazoa; Arthropoda; Insecta; Diptera; Muscidae
Gene: Kpc2
Product: ubiquitin-associated domain-containing protein 1
Exons: 5
Coding region: 231-1832 (533 amino acids)
Molecular function (GO): protein binding
Source: RefSeq, a predicted model, not a curated record
UUAAGGACUUCUGCUGGACUUCUUGUAAACAGAAAAACACAAGUAUAAAUUAUUAAAGAUGAUGAAAAACAAACUUUGCAAAAUGUUGAAAUAAAACACGUAAAAUGCAAAGUUGAACAAUGAAAUAAAGCCAUGUAUAUGCAUGCAUCUUAAUAAUAUCUGAGCCAAAUAGAAGUGAUGAUUAAAAAGUUGUAAAGUUGUGCUGGUGCCAAAGCCCUGUGAACAAAAUAAUGAUUCCAUGGGUACGCGAGAAAUUUGCGGAAAGACGUGCUAAAUGGUUAGCUCGUUCCAAACAACAGAGGACGGCAGCUAACAAGGAAGAUCAAGAUGAGGAAGAGGAAUCAACAAAUAGUGAUACACCACGAUUUCAUCGUUUGCAGGAUAAUCCUGAAGAAUCUGAGCCAAAUUCACCCGGUCGCAGCCAUCAUACAACGUCUGGGGCACAGAGAAAAAAUCAUUCGCCUUCACCUCCAUGUCAUCAUGCGACGCGUUCGUUGCACUCAUCACCGGUCAAAUCAGCCAAAAAAAAUUCUCGUCGAGCUUCUGCAGCUUCUUCGUCCAAUACGAACACCACCCUAGUCAAAGUUGAUGACAUGACAAGGUGCUCCCCUUCAACGUCCAGAGAAUAUCGCAUCAAGGUUCGUGUUAUUUGUCCCUCGGCCAGGGUGCUGGUCUUUCAAACCGAUCGCCAUAGACGUUUGGCAGAACUGAAAAACGAAGUUUUACUUGAGUUAUCUGAUGAUUUGGCCACCAUGCAAAUGUUUGCAAUAGAUGCAAAAUCUUUAAGCUCUAAAUAUCGUUUGCUGAAAGCCGACUAUCAAGGUUCAGAGUUGAAUGAGAGUCAAACCUUAGACCAAGUGGGUAUAGCCAAUAAUGAUAGCAUAGUUUUAGUUCUUAAACGCAAGCACCUGCAACAUUUGAUAACGCAAACGCGCGAGACUCGUUCCCCGCCCGAUCUGGAUAUAGACUUAGCCACCCGCAAUCUGCCUGUUAGAACAAGCGAUGUACCCAUGGUAGAUAUAAACGAAAUUUUUCAACAAUCAAAUCUACAAUUUGAUGUACGCAAAGUGCUUAUAUCCUUGGCUCAAUCCUCGGCCAUUGUCAUUGGUUCUGGGCCCUAUGCCAAACGUUUAAUAGCUAUGCUUAAGCAAAAACUUAUUAACAAACGAAAUUAUCAGAACGAUACAACACAGUGCCUUGUUGAUAUGGGCUUUAAGAAGGAAAAGGCUGAAUAUGCUUUGAAAUUGCACAAUAAUGUGUACUCAUCGGCACUUGAAUGGCUUAUACAGCGUCAAAGUGAGGAUACACCACUUGAGGAAGCAGUCAUGGGUAUACCGCGAACAAACUCAAUGGCCUCGCCUUCAGGAAUACUAUCGAGUGAUAGUACUGUGGAAAACAUUGCUGCUUUACUAGAAAUAGUGCGCAUAUAUAGUUAUCGUGACAUUCCGCCUACUCCGGAUGCUGUGGAAACUUUAGUGGAGAUGGGUUUUCAGGAAUCCGAUGUCAUACAGGCUUUAAAAAAGACUUGUAACAAUAAGGCGGCAGCUUGUGAAUGGUUAUGUGGCAAUCGCACUGGUAGUUUAGUAGAAUUACGCGAGGGCUUGUCUCAAGAUUCUCCUAUACUUAAAACAAUAUUACAAUUACCACAAGUUCAACUCAAUUUAAGCAAUCCCAAAAUAUUUCUGGCCUUUUUAGCAAUAUUGGAAAACGAACAUACUAUACGUGUUUGGGGUGGAGAUAAUGAUACCACGUCUGUUAUAACACACAUACUACAGAAAUACCACGAGGAAAAACAUGUUUUGGGCAUUAAUCAGUUCUACAGCAGUCGAUAGUCUGGACAAAUGCUACAGCCUCCAGCAUCGUUCAUCUUUAGUUUGCUUUUUUUAGAGAGAAAGAAAGAAAUAUGGUGGAAUGUUCCAUAUGAUCUUAUAUACAUUUUAUUUAUAUUGCAUACAUAGUACAUAUACAUACAUAUACAAAUUAUACAAGAACUUGCAACUUGUCCAAUGUGAAUCUCUUAGAAUUAUUAAAUUACGGCACCUUCUACCAUCAACAGCAACACCACCAACAAAACUAAAUAACAAUUUUAACACUAUGUCGAUUUUAUUUGAAAAUUUUAGCGCACAUUUUAUUUACUUAACUUUUUUCACUUGUCUAAGAUUUGUGUGUUUGUGAUUUAUUAAGAAAGAGGAAAGAUCGCUACAUCCGCUCUCUAUGGAUGUAGCUGCAAAAUAUCAAAAAAAAUCGAAAAAAAUUUAAAAGUGCAAUUCUCAGAAAAUAAAUAAAAUACACAUAUAUUUACAAUACGCAUAUACAACAACAACAACAAAACUGAACAUUUUCAAAUCAAUGAUCAAGGAGAAAUAAAUCAUACAUAUGUAGAUGGUACCUAA